Messenger RNA from Bombus impatiens (common eastern bumble bee), 727 nucleotides. RefSeq lists its product as uncharacterized. The transcript has 4 exons. NCBI's taxonomy places the organism in Eukaryota, Metazoa, Arthropoda, Insecta, Hymenoptera, Apidae. The record is from RefSeq and is a predicted model, not a curated record. Bases 91 to 588 code for a protein of 165 amino acids.
GAAGAGCGCGAAAGGGAAAUACGGCGUACUGCAGCUUUGAAGGGACAAAGCGAGACGUUGAAAGAAACCCUGGAGGAUAUUCGCAGACAGAUGUCGAUGCUGGCCGGCGAAUAUAACAUUUUGCAAAGUCAGGCGGUUACGCUGGCCGAGAGCAAAUUGGAGCUGGAGAAGACCGUGAUCAGACUCCGAAAGGAAAUCGUCGACACCCGUGAUGCGUAUCUCGAGACAGAACGAGGUUCCCGAGUACUUUUAGACGAAUCGAGAAAGGAGAACGAAUCGUUGAAGGAAGAGUACAAGGAAACGGCCGAGAAACUUCAGCAAGAAAUCGCAUCUUUACGUUUGAUGGUCUCAAUUAAGAAAGAUAACGAGAGUGUCAAAGACGUCAGUGACAGUGAUACGGAUAAAACGAUUCAAGAAGAGACCAUUUUGAAGCCUGAAGAUGAUCCUGUGUUGGACAUGACGCAGCAACUGAUCUCGAAUCGCGAAAAGAUCGAGAUACUGUCACGGCAAAACGAUCGGCUGUCGAAAACACUAUGUCGAUUACGGCAAUAUCAAAGAAAUACGAUUAGUAGCGGCAUACAUCGCUGAAGCAGUACAAGUUCCAUCAUUUUACCGAUUUAUCCGUCGAGCUUGAUAAUAUGAAGAUUUUGGACUUGCUUUUACAUACCCUCCAGCCCUCGGAGCAAAAGGUCGACUUCAUUUCCGAGCUUCCUCCAGAGAUGUCGCA